Cucurbita moschata (crookneck pumpkin) is the source of this 1253-nucleotide messenger RNA. RefSeq names its product brain acid soluble protein 1 homolog. Lineage: Eukaryota; Viridiplantae; Streptophyta; Magnoliopsida; Cucurbitales; Cucurbitaceae. The coding region runs from base 170 to 952 and encodes 260 amino acids. The transcript is spliced from 2 exons. The record is from RefSeq and is a predicted model, not a curated record.
CCCCUCUCCUCUCUCUGUUUCGCAGUAGAAAAAUUGUUGGAAAACACGAACAAAUUCAUUCCUUAUAAAAUCCUAAAUUCUCUCGCAAAUUUCUCUCCAUCUCUCUUUCUGAACUUUUUCUUCUUCUUCCUUGGAGAGAAAAUAGGUGAUCCAAUCAAGCCGAGGAGAAAUGGGAGCUUGUGCGACUAAGCCGAAGGUUGACGCCGGCAAGGCUCCGGCACCUGAGCCGGAGAACAAGGAUGUUGAUGCUGUAGUCGCUGUUCAACCGGAGAAGAACGUUGAGGUUCCGGUGGUGGAAGUUGCCGGAGAGGGAAACCAAAGCGAUAAAGGCAAGGAAGUUGUUGUUGAUGACGACGACAAUAAGGCGGAUGAUCAGAGAGUUAAAACCCGCUCACUUAGCAACUUGUUUAAAGAGAAAGAAGGGAGUGAAUCAAAUGAAUGUGAGAAGCCAGCAGGGGAAAUAAAGGCACCUCAAACUGAACUAGAAACUGAAAAGUGUAUAGAAGAGCCCCAAACAGAGGUGCCUCAAACGGUUGUCGAGACCGAAAAACAUAUCGACGAAGCGGAGACGAAGGUGCCUCAAACUGUAGUAGAGCCUGAAAAACAUACAGAUAAAGCCGAACCAAAUGCGCCUGAAACCGAGUCAGAAAGGAUACAGAUCGCUGAUGUUGUUCCCACAACUUCUGAGACCCUUCCUGAGGAGAAAGUAAUCUUGCCUUCACCACCUGAUGAAACUGAAGUAGUGACAUUAGUUGAAGCAACACCAGCAGCAGAUGAGACCAAAGCAUCUGAGAAGAAAAAAGAAGAUAUCAUUGAUGUCGAGAAGACCGAGAUGGAGACACCGAAAGAAACCGACUCGAAGCCCGCUGCUCCAACGGAAACCAGUACCGAGCCAGCACAACAAAACGAUGAAGUAGUGAAGGUAAUUGGUGAGGAGAAAAUAACAAGCUGAUGAAAAGUGAAGUAUUGAAAGUAUAAGAAGACGCCUUUGUUGUUGGCUGUUUAAAUUUAUGAUGUGGGAGAAACUUUGCCCAAAGAAGACGUGGCUGCAAUCUGCCAUGAUGAUCAAGGUUAGAUUGUUGUGUUUGGAGGCUUUGUUUCUAUUGUUUUGUUGUAUAUCAUUUGUUGGUUUUUCGUUGAGUUGCUCAUCCUCUUUCCUUUGCUUUGCAUGUAGACAUACGAGUUUGUAAGAUUAAUAUGAACAUAGAAUGCCCUCUUUUAAAUGUGAAAUUUACAAUUCUUCAUGAUUUUGA